This is a messenger RNA of Triticum turgidum subsp. durum (durum wheat), 1716 nucleotides long. The record is from the annotation of a GenBank genome assembly. NCBI's taxonomy places the organism in Eukaryota, Viridiplantae, Streptophyta, Magnoliopsida, Poales, Poaceae.
AUGGCCCGCCGCCUUCUCCAUCGUAGCCUCAGAUAUUCCUCCUCCGCCGCGGACAUGGUCGUCUCCUCCAUCCGCCUCCUCUCCGCCACUAACCCUAGCAAAUCAGCCCCAGCCCCCGCUCCCCUUCAGCCAAUUAACCGCAAUCUCGAUCCAGGAGCAGCUCCUCCCCAUCCUCCUCCUACCACCACCCUCCUGUCCCCGGCGGACCGCCUCCGCGGGGUCUUCCUCCAGAAGCCCCCCGGCCGCGCCGCCCUCCACCGAGCCCUCUCCUCCACGGGCAUCGACGCCCUCUCCCCCGAGGUUCUCUCCGACGUGGUCGGCCGCGGCAACCUCAGCGGCUCCGCCACCGUCGACCUCCUCGACUGGGCCAUCUCCAACGCCAAGCUCCCCUCCUCCGUACACAGCUGCAACAUUGUCAUCAGGGCUCUGGGCAGGAGGAGGUUUUUCGCCUUUUUCGAGCCUGCCCUGGAGGUAAUGCGGAAAAAUGGCAUCUUUCCAGACCUAACCACGCUGCAGAUAAUCAUGGAUACUCUGGUUGCCGCCAGGCAGGUCAACAAGGCCGUCCAACUGCUCGAGAGCGACCAAUUUGGGUUAGGAAUCGAGCAAACUUGCCACAGAAAGGAGGCAUUCUCUGCUCUCAUCGAAUGCCUCUGCCGAAGGUCACAUGUCGGCAUUGCCAGCUCGCUCGUACACGCCGCCCGUGGACAACCAUUCAAUCUUGAUAAACAAGUGUACAAUGACGUGCUUGGCGGUUGGGCGAGGUUUGGGCGGGUUGAUAAGCUGGAGCAUUUCUGGGCAAUGAUGAUGGAGGAUGGUCUAGUGCCGGAUGAUGUUUCACAUUGCCAUCUCAUUGAGGCAUUGGGAAGGGCAGGGCAGGCCGAGGAGGCGCUCAGGGUGUUCGAGAAAAUGGUGCAAGAGGGAUAUGGUCCAACUACGAUGGCCUACAAUGCACUUGUUUUCAAUUUUAUCUCAGUGGGCGAUUUGGACAGGUCCAUGAAGUACUACAAGGAUAUGGUGGACAAUAAUUGUCCUCCAAACAGUGACACAUACUGUAAGAUGAUUAGAGCCCAUCUGAAAGCACGCAGGGUGGCUGAUGCACUUCAAAUGUUUGAUGACAUGUUGGCUCAAGGUAUUCUGCCAGAUACAGGGGUAAUUACAUCAUUCAUUGAGCCACUUUGCACGUUUGGGCCUCCUCAUGCUGCCUUGAUGAUCUACCAAAAGAGUAGGAAGGCUGGCUGUACGAUAUCCUUGAAAGUAUACAAGCUUCUCCUUGAAAGGCUUGCCGGGUUUGGGAAAAGCGGGACAGUGUUGAACAUUUGGGAGGAGAUGCAAGAGAGCGGGUAUCCAUCCGAUAAAGAAAUUUACGAGUUUAUUGUAAAUGGGCUUUGCAAUGUGGGUAAGGUUGAUGCUGCUGUUUCCGUGGUGGAGGAAUCACUUAGGAAAGGCUUCUGUCUAGGGAGAGUUGUUUAUAGCAAACUGAACGACAGGCUACUGGAGAUGGACAAAGUGGAGACUGCAUACAAUUUGUCAAAGAAAAUCAAACAUGGGCGCACAAUUGCUAAUUCACGCAACUAUUGUCGUGCUAAUGUUCCAUAUGGGUUUAAAAGUACCCUCAUUUGCAUUCUGCGGAAAAUUUGGCAAAGGCUGCUGAUUACAAUGAAGAUGCAAUCAUGGAUUCAGGAGAUAACUGCCAAGAACUGUUGCUAUCAGGUAUGA